AUGAAAGUGGGCUGUGAGUUGAGCGCUUUUAUGCAAGUUCCAGUACAAAUUAUAUUGUUCACUCUUCAAAGUGAUCGUUUGCAAAUCAUAAUAUACGAAAUGGAAAAUUAUAUUCAGCAAGCAAAAUCAGAAGAAAGGAAUAUAUUUCAACGAUAUAUCAACAAGUGCAAAUUAUUUUACGGUACGACAAUGUGUUUGAUAACCAUGACAGCUAUAAUAAUGUGGUUCGGACCAUUAGUGUUGAAUCAACCUUUUCCAAUCGAAGUUGAGUAUCCAUUCGAUGUGAACAAACAACCACUAAGAACUAUUAUUUAUUUGCAUCAUAUAAUAGUUGUAUAUCAAAGUCGUGUGCAAGUAUGUAGCAACAUUUUCGUUGCUCUUCUGCUUUGGUUCAUAGCAGCAAGAUUCGACAUUCUGUCCCAGAAAUUUCAGAAAAUUACAAGCACCUCAGAAUUCAUAAUCUGUAUACAGCUACAUCAACGAUUAUUACGAUAUGCAAAAGAUGUUACUACGACAGUUCGAUAUAUAGCAUUGUCAACGAUAGGAUUCAGUACCAUAGCAGUGGUAUUCAGCGGUCUUACUUUUUUAAGCAGCAAUGACAUUGGCCAUGCUGGAUAUGAAUCGUUAUGGUAUAGUAAAGACGUAUCUUUACAGAAGAAUUUGUUAUAUACUGUGUCGAGAUGUCAACAUCCAGUAACUCUAACAGUACCAUGUAUGCUACCGACUCUUUCACUUAAUUAUUAUGCCUCUUUGGUUACUUUCGAAAUGGAAAAUUUCUGUGAGUUACUUAAACCUCGCGAAGAAGCAAUCUUUCAACGGUAUAUCGAUAAAUGCGUCUAUUUCUAUGGUGGUUCUAUGUUUUGGAUUUAUCUAAGUGCCAUUUUCAUUAUAUCUGGACCUAUUACGCUAGAUCAACCGUUUCCAACAAACGCGGAAUAUCCGUUCAAUAUUUAUCAUCAACCUCUAAGAUCUAUUAUCUUCAUACAGCAGAUUAUAGCUUGCGUGCAAGGUGCUGCCCAACUAUGUAUGAAUAUUUUUAUGGCGCUCUUAAUAUGGUUUACGUCAGCAAGGCUUGAAAUACUUAUCGAAAAACUACAAAGAAUUACAAACAUUUCUGACUUAAAGAAAUGUAUACAAGAACAUCAAAAUCUAUUAAAGUAUGCGGAAGAAGUGACAAUUUUAAUUCGUCCUAUAGCAUUAUCAACUGUGAGCUUCAGUACUAUCGCGUUAAUAAUAGUAGGCCUCAUUUUAUUAACCGAUCAACCAUUGUCAAUGAAAAUCCAAUGCGUUGGUAUAAUGUUCAGUGGAUUAUCAGUAGUGUUUAUGUAUACGUGGCCAGCAGAACAUUUGAUUCAAAUAAGUGAUGAGAUCGGACAAGCAGUCUUUGAUACAGAAUGGUACCAACAACCAGUCGAUCUAAGGAAGGAUAUACUGAUAGUUAUGUUAAGGGCUCAAAAACCGAUAAUUAUUUCAGUACCAUGUAUUAUGCCUGCAUUAUCUUUAAAAUACUAUGCAUCGUAUUUAUCGACUAUAUUUUCCUAUUUUACGACGCUACGAGUAACCAUGCAAAAUGUUUGA
Molecule: messenger RNA, 1578 nt
Organism: Cyphomyrmex costatus
Lineage: Eukaryota; Metazoa; Arthropoda; Insecta; Hymenoptera; Formicidae
Product: putative odorant receptor 69a
Exons: 9
Coding region: 1-1578 (525 amino acids)
Biological process (GO): sensory perception of smell; detection of chemical stimulus involved in sensory perception of smell
Cellular component (GO): plasma membrane
Molecular function (GO): odorant binding; olfactory receptor activity
Source: RefSeq, a predicted model, not a curated record